AUGACGACCUGAGCGCGCUGGUUGGCCGCGCGCUUGUGACGCAUGGGCGCUUGUCGUGUCACGUGACUGCAGCCUGUAACGGGGAGGAGGUCUGCAGCUGUCUGGAUGUACUCAGGCUGCAGAGAAUCGAAACUUAUCCGAGGAGAGGGAAGUGUCGGGCGGUUACAAACGAAACCUCCUCGGGGUUUGCUCCUGUCAAAGUCUCUCCGUCUUCGUCCGGAAACAGCAUGGCACACGUUUAAACUUUGCUUCGGCUCAAUGAACUUCCUGGCUUCCUCUUCUUCUACUGUGGACAAGCAUGGACCCUGGCCGAGAGAAACGCAAGGAGGAGAUAAACAAAGCUCUGGCUUUUAUACAGUCUUCCCUGGCCUAUCCUGACCCCGACGGCUAUCAGGACUUCCUGACCCAGUUAGUGUGCAACCUGCUCGAUGAGGGCAACGCCUUCUUCAGGGAUGGCCAGUGCGAGCAGGCUGUCAAAGAAUUCAGCGAAGGCUUGAAUGUGUCAUGCUACGCUGAAACAGAGGAGAUCAAGAUCCCCGAAGCUUUGCUCGAGAGCCUGUAUGUCAACCGGGCGGCUGCCUACCACAGUUUGGGGGAGUAUGAACAAGGUGUGCUGGACUGCAACAGUGCUCUGGAGGUGUGCAAAGACAGCCGCAGAGCACUGUACAAGAAGGCCCUUUGUUUGAAGGGGCUUGGAAAGUAUAAGGAGGCCUACGAUUGCAGCGCCAGCUAUCUGCUCAUUAACCCUCAGGACCAACAGGUGAAUGAGCUCGCACAGGAACUGGCAAACCAUCUAGGACUGAAGAUUCGAAAACCUUACGUCAGCGCAAAGAUGUCAGGCGGUAAUGUAGAAAAUGGUAAUGGCGUUGCACCAGUCAACUUCCCCAGCGUGCCUCAGUCCUCAUUUCCUUCCACACCUACCAGCUGCAGCACACCUACUAACUCUGCAGUACCUGAAAGGUCGGGCACUAUCGAGGACUCCGAGCUGAUGGGAGAUGACAUAGACAGUCUGCUGGACUGUGUUUCUACUGAGCCGGAAACAGCUGAGGACGUAUUCUCAGUGCCCAGCGGGACAUCCACUUGCACACAAAGAGGCCCAUCUGUCCUGCCCGCACCGACACCCCAACUACCCCCGGCCUUUUUCAGCUCAGCCGUUAACCAACUCAACUCCUUGGACUCCUUUUCUGGUUCUGGGCUCGGCACCUCAGCUGCUACACUGGAUAUCCUAGACGACCUCUCGACCUCUGAAAAAGGUGGUGUUGCAGAUGCUUCAAACUUACUACUGACCCCUACGAGGCUGGACGGUCUGGACGGUCUUGAUUCCCUCGAUUCCCUCGAUUCUCUCGAUGACGCCUUGGAUAAGAUGCCGAGGGCUGCUGCUGCUGAAGAAGUUAUCGAGGCCAAAACAGAGCUGGAUGUAGGAGAAAAGUCUCUUGAUGAGCUGCUAGAUGAACUAGAUCCCUUAGAGACACUCUCUAAUCCAAGCAGCCAGGGCGAUCAUGUCUCUAAAAUUAGGAAUAGAUCCAUGGACCGGCUUGACUCCCUUGAUUCCUUGGACUCAUUUUCCUCGAUAGAGGGUGUUAGAGUAGUUUCGUCAGCAGUCUUAGUCGGGGGGUCUGGCCUGGACUCGCUCUCCGAUUUCAACUCAGCAGGUAUCUCAGGCUCUCAUAGUAUUGCGGCUCCAGUAAUGCGAUCUCCAAAAAAUCAUUACAAAGCGAAGGAAAACCAAAGGCCGGGUGCAGUGUAUAACCCUCUGUCCUCCACCCAUGAGUUCCUGCAGGCCUGCUCUGCUUGCUACCCUCGAGAAGGUGUAGGGAUAUAUACUUACGUUCACAAGCCAGACCUGGUCCACAACUGUAAGAGAGACAUUCUGCUAUGCAGACUAAAAGCCGACCCCCCUUUAGACUGGACCAGAGUGCGACCGCUGCCCAUACUGAAGGCCUUUGGUGGGCGAUUUCUACUUUGCAAAGAGUUGCUGAAGUCUGGAGAGCUGGGUGUGUGUAAGUAUGGAGAGAAAUGCACGUUUGCCUACAACCAGAUGGAGAUCGAUGUUUGGACAGAGGAGAAGAAAGGGAGGCUGGACAGAACCCGACUGUUUGGCACAAAAGCUUUUAAACUGGACCCCGUGAGCAGCAUCAUAUGCCUCCUACAGGAAAACAAAGGCACGUUCAUGUUCCUCUGUCAGGCGUGCUAUGACAGUAAACCGAGAAUAAUCAGUAAGCGCUUCCAAGACGAUCAGACCAUCUGCUCUAACUUGGAUGUUCGCCACAACUUUGAUGCUAAUAAGUGCUUGGCUUUCGUGGUGAGGACCCACAAUGUGAUUUACAAGAAGGUUCGCCCGUUGAGCAUCCUGUGUCACAUGGAUCUGUGCAACCAAGCCAUCCGGUACGGCUGUGUCAGAGAGGACAACUGCCACUACGCCCACUCUGUUAUCGAGCUCAAAACCUGGAAGGUGCAGAGAGAAACAGGUGUCAGCCCUGAUGAGAUUGUGAGAAUAUCCGCAAAGUAUCAUGACAAGCAGGAGCAAAACUCAAGCAAACAGAAAGGAAACAGAGUGCCUUUUGAAGGAGGUGGGAGCAAACCAGGAGGGGGAGGAGGUGCUGGGAAGAGUCUUAACAUGCGGAUGAAGUUUGCCUGCUGUCAGUGCUGGUUGGACGGCCUGAUCAGUGAGCCAGACAAAGGCCUCAAGCACUGCGGUGCUAAAGCUAGACAUGCGUGGACUAAAGACAGGCGAGUGCUGCUGGUCAAGUCCCAAGAGAGAAGUAAAUGGGUUCAGGUGCGACCACUGCCACACGCCAAGGAUCUCCCUGCACAGUAUUAUAUGUGUGCACAGAUUUUGGAGAAGAGGAAAUGUAGCUACUCUGGGGUCUGCACCUUUGCUCACAGCCCAGAGGAGAAGGACAUGUGGAUGUAUAUGAAAAAUAAUGACGUGAAAGACAUGCAGCAGAUGUAUGACAUGUGGCUGGAAUUAAGCGGUUAUAAUCGUCAAGCAGAUGGAUCCACGGUCAACCAGCCCAGCCCUGAGGAAAAAUACAUCACUAUGCCCACUGAUUAUGCUGAGCCAAUGAGUGGCUUUCACUGCCGCCUGUGUGGCAAACACAGUAACAGCGAGCGGCAGUGGCAGCAGCACAUUUCCACCGAGAAGCACAAGGACAGAGUGUUCAGCUGCGAGGGAGAAGAUGAAGCUCUGACGUGGAGCUACCGCUUCCCGGGUACACGCUUUGAACUGUGCUCCAAGUUGGAUGGCAGCUGUCCUGAUGGUGCAUGCUGUGACUACGCCCAUAGCCCGGAGGAGCUCCAGGAGUGGAUAGAGAGACGAGAGUUCUUACGACAAAAGCUGGCCAAAGCUAGGGAAGAUAUGCUCGUCAUGCCUGAUGAGGUCGACUUUGGAAAAUACAACUUCCUGCUUCAGGACUAACAAGAAUUUGACUUUGUGAGCCAAUUUUGUAACUGCCAAACAGCAUUUCAGUUUGUCAAGAGUUUUCAAAUUAAAACCAACAGCAGCAGUUCACUCGAAGGCACAUAUAUAUUUAACAAACCUGAAUUUAAAAAAGCGCAUAUUUUAAUUUUCUUGUGACUUCACGGCGCUACAUUCACAGCUCGUGUCUCUCCAGCCAAAACAUUAACUGCACUGUGCUGUGAGCGUAAGGCUAUGUGGUGCCACACUAAGAAAGAAAGAAAAAAUGAUCAUCAGUGAAGAUUUAUAAAGGUUUCAUAUGCCAUACCUGCAGCCUUCCUCGUGCCUUUGUUGUUUUACCUUCUGUUUGUGUUUUGCUCAAUCAGGGAAUGUUACUGAAGUGUGCCUUCAUUGUGCAGUUCAUUAAGAAAGGAGGUUUUCAAAACUUUCAUUGUGCAAUAAAAUGUCCCCUAUAUGGCAAGCUGGCUUGUACUUCUGAUUUGUACUCGUGCAAAGACAGCAGAGGUCCAAUUUUGUGUUCUGUUUAAUACAUUUGAACUAAUUGAGUGGUAAGGGAGUACUUGACCCCAAUGACUAUCUCAACCACGAAAGAAUAUCAUUCCUUUGCCUUGAGAUUCUUGGGUUGUUUUUGUAGUGUGCUUUGGAUCAUUGUGCAUUUGCACUGUGGAGAGCUCUCUGAUCACUUUUGUAGCAUUUGUCUGAAUCUGGGCAGAGAGUGUAACUCUGUACACGUCACCAUUCAUCCUGCAGCUUCUAUAAGCAGUCAUAGUAUCAGUGAACGCUAGUAAACCAGUUAUAGUGCUAUCUGUAUAAACUAUACUGCCAAAAGCAUUCAGUCACCCAUCCAAAUCAUUGAAUUCAGGUGCUUAAAUCAAUUGUAUGGCCACAGGUUUAUAAAUUUCGCCACCUAUUCAUGCAGACUGCAUUUAUGAAAGAAUGGGUCAUCCUCAGGGGCUCAGUGAGUUCCAGGGUGGUCCUGUCAUAGGAUGCUAUCUGUGCAACAAGUCCAGUCGUGAAAUGUCCUUGCUGCUAAAUAUUCCACAGUCAGCUGUUAGUGGUGUUAUAACAAAGUGGAAACGACUGGAAAUGACAGCAACUCUACUAUGAAGUGGUAGGACAUGUAAAAUCACAGAGUGUGUUCCGUGGAUGCUGAGGCUUAUAGAGCACAGACGUUGCCAAUUUUCUGAAGAAUCAACCGCUAUAGUCCUCCAAACUUCAUUUGACCUUUAGAUUAUGUCAAGAACAGUGCAGCCAGACCUUGAUACAAUGGGUUUUCAUGACCAGGCAGCUGCGUCCAAGCUUUACAUCACCAAACACAACAAACCGUCAGAUUCAGUAGUAUAAAGCACACACUGGACUCUAGAGCAUAGACGAUUCAUGCUUAUCCAUAUGGCAAUCUGAUGAAUGAUUCUGGAUUUGGUGGAUGUCAGGAGAACGGUACUUGUCAUUGUGCCAAGUCUAAAGUUUGGUAGAGGGGAGAUUAUAGAGCGAGUUUGGUGUGGAAGAAGUUGACUCUUCUGACCUCAACACAAUCAAACACCUUUGGGAUGAAUUAUAGCAGAGACUGAGAGGCAGACCUCAUGGAUGUACUUCUGGAAAAAUGGUCAAAAUUUCCCAUAAACACUACUAAACCUGUGGAAAGUCUUCCCAGAAGAGCUGAAGCUGUUAUAGCUGCAAAGGUGCAAAGGUAUAUGCACAUGCCAUAACAUCCCGAUCAUGUUUGAAGGUAAUGUGGUAUUCUGUAUCAUUCUUGUACAAGUUCAUCUUGUUUUCAUCUGUUCAUAGAAUUUUCCAGAACUGUGAAGGCUCUUUUAGAUGUUUUCUGCCAAAGUCUAAUCUGUAACAAGUAGUUUUCACCUCAUGAUAAACUUUCUGUGUUUUUCA
Messenger RNA from Maylandia zebra (zebra mbuna), 5302 nucleotides. Its product is annotated as zinc finger CCCH domain-containing protein 7B. NCBI's taxonomy places the organism in Eukaryota, Metazoa, Chordata, Actinopteri, Cichliformes, Cichlidae. The record is from RefSeq and is a predicted model, not a curated record. Gene Ontology annotation, biological process: miRNA processing. Gene Ontology annotation, molecular function: protein binding; metal ion binding; miRNA binding.